UGUUGAUGCCCGGUCAUGACUCUCGCGAUGUUUGGUUGCCCCGUUACACGUCACUUGCGGCCGGGGAGAUGGCGGAGCGGCGCAAACAGAAGAAGCGGAGUCAGGAGGUGGGAGAACCAACUAAAGAGGAGAAAGCAGUGGCCAAGUACUUGCGCUUCAAUUGCCCGACUAAGUCGACCACCAUGAUGGGCCACAGGGUUGAUUAUUUCAUUGCUUCCAAAGCAGUGGACUGCUUGCUGGAUUCAAAAUGGGCAAAAUCAAAGAAAGGAGAGGAAGCAGUCUUUACAACCCGAGAAUCAGUGGUUGAAUACUGCAACAGGCUCCUGAAGAAACAGUUCUUCCACCGUGCAUUGAAAGUGAUGAAAAAGAAGUCUGAGAAGGAGAUCAAAAAAGAGAAAGGGAAAAAUGAUAGUAGCAAAGAUGAGGAAAAGAAGAGCAAGAAAGAAAUCUCAAAGGAUGAGAAGAGUAAGAAAGAGAAAAAAAAAGAUGGUGAGAAGGAAGAAACCAAGAAGGAGAAAAAGGAUGAAGGUCCAGGAACACCAAAGAAAAAGAAAGAGACAAAAAGAAAAUUUAAGUUGGAACCACACAACGAUCAGCUUUUCCUUGAUGGAAAUGAGGUAUACGUGUGGAUAUAUGAUCCUGUUCAUUUUAAGACAUUUGCAAUGGGACUGAUAUUAGUCAUUGCAGUGAUUGCCGCUACACUGUUUCCCCUUUGGCCUGCAGAAAUGCGAGUAGGUGUUUACUAUCUUAGUGUUGCAGCAGGCUGUUUUGUUGCCAGUAUCCUCCUCCUCGCUGUGGGUGAGUAAAGAUUCAUGUUUGUAGAAUUUGUAUCUGAAGAAGAGUUUCUGAUUCAUUUUAAAGGUUGAGUAGAUUUUACUAUAUCCAAAUAAAAACUGUCAAACAAAUAAAGGAAUGUCAAAGUUCAUUACAUUUCUUUCAUAAAAAAAUUUGCUGACUUGUAUCCAAGUCAAGGUAAAGAAUUCUCCCAUGCCUAUGUUCCCUCUCUUUAUGCAAUCACCUACAACUCUCCAAGAUAUCUCCAUCCUUCCAUUCUGGUCGGUUGGGCUGCCCUGGUCUUAAUCACAGCACCAUUGGUGAUUGAGCCUGCAGCCAAUUGACCUAUGGAAAUACCUCCACUGCCUAGAGGAAUAUCAGCAUUUCCAUCAUCCUUAGAAGUACUUCUUUUGACUAGAUCACUGCUUAACUGUCUUAAUAUCUCCAGUUCCAAAGAAAGUCAUAUUAAACUUGAAAAAUUAAUUUUGUGUAUCUCCACAGAUGCUGCCAGACUUACCCUGAGUUUUUCCAGUGCUUUCUAUUUUCAUUUUUAUCUCAUGUGGCAGCCACCAAAUUUUGUUUGAUAGCAAUCCAAGCACCUUGAAUUAUUUGAAUAAAUUGAGCACUAUAUGAAUACAAAUUGUCAGUGUACUUCCCUAUCCUUUUGUUUUCCUGACAUUGUGCUGCAUUUAAUCCAAGCUGCUUUCAUACUUUGUUCUGUCCACAUCCUUACUGCCAUGAUACCUGGUUCUAUCCAUUCAGUACUUGGUUUCACUCUCACACUGCUGCCUCAUUGUGCCCAUUCCUGCUGCCAUGACAUCUUAAAAUUUCAUCUGUCACUUUACUGCUGACCUGACGGGAAGGUGUUGUCAAUGCAAGACCAUAGUCCAAGGCUUAAAAGAGGACCUGUCAGAACAGUGCAUAAUCUGGAAAAAUUGUCACAACUCAUUGAGAUGGUGUGCUGAAAAUCAAGCCCCACUAUUCUCGAAGUCAUCACACUGUGAUGGGUUGGUUUCACAAUCCUUGGUCUGGGGUCUUUUUCCCUUAGGCUUUGGAAUUAUCUGUUACAGUAUCUAAGAUUUGAAUCUUCCUGCUCUUUCAAUAGAAAAUUGGAGAGAGCAACUUAAUAGGGAAAGGGAAGUGAGAAAGAUAUAGAUACAACCAAC
Rhincodon typus (whale shark) is the source of this 1940-nucleotide messenger RNA. It is a transcript of the gene sec62, whose product is annotated as SEC62 homolog, preprotein translocation factor. NCBI's taxonomy places the organism in Eukaryota, Metazoa, Chordata, Chondrichthyes, Orectolobiformes, Rhincodontidae. The transcript has 7 exons. The coding region runs from base 6 to 806 and encodes 266 amino acids. The record is from RefSeq and is a predicted model, not a curated record. Gene Ontology annotation, cellular component: endoplasmic reticulum; endoplasmic reticulum membrane. Gene Ontology annotation, biological process: post-translational protein targeting to membrane, translocation.